CUCACCCCCCCUCCUGUUAUCAUGGUGGCUGCAGAGAACCAGGAAGAAACCUGAGUUGGAGCUGAUCUCAGAUCCAUCAGGAGUUGGGGUCAAAACUCAAGGUCAAGUAUGCAGACAUCCGCUGACACACCUGAAGUGAUCCUGGAUCUACUAUGUAAACUCACUGGACUCAUUGUUGGGCAUUUAUUUUUAAUGAUUUUAUAGAGUAUAUUUCAUUUUCCCUUCUGACAGCGUUCUCUUUGUUGCUUUGUCUAUGUCUUUAAUGUGCGUUCGCUGCCAUAACAACCCAAUUCCCCCCAUUGUGGGAAGAGUAAAGACAGUCUAAUCUAAGUAUUACUAACCCUUCUUCAUAGUCAUGAGUUAUGUUUAUAUAAUUCAGCCUCCUUCCUCUAAUAAUCCUGUAGUGCCACUAACCCCAUGUUGAUUCCUUGGUAUCAAGUCCUCCUUGUAUCAUAAUGGUAAACUCCUGAUGAUCAACUCCAUAUUGUCACUUUUAUAUCAGCUCAGUAUUUAAAAUAAAAUUACAAUUUCUCAGACUUAUCACGGUUUCGUUAAUCUCAGUCGAUCUCAGAAACCAAAUUCAGGAGCGGCGGUGUCUGAGAGGAGCGAGGGAGGAGGGCCAGGCCUCUGCGUCCUCCCCUCUGCUGCUGCUCGACUUCAGGACAAAAGGCCGGCGCUCACAAGCUCACACACUCACACACCGGCAGGAUGAAGCCGUCUCGCUGUCCUGGAGCAAGAUCCCACACUCAGAAGGUCAUGUGGAUGUUCUUCUCCAGCAUCUGUGUGUCUGUCUGGUUCGUCCCCGUGGUGGCAGCUAAACCUCGCUGUGGUUCGGACCUUCUUGAGGACCUCAUAUUCGUGUGUGGCGACCGAGGAAUCUACUUCGGUGACUUUCCGCCUGCAGGUAAAGGCUCGUGGUCUGGUUACGGAUCGAGACCGCGAGGGCGGGGGAUCGUGGACAGAUGCUGCCUGUCGCCGUACGGCUGUGAGCUUCACCAUCUGGAGAAAUACUGCGGCAAACCUCCCAGCCAGACGGCGACCGCAGCGCCCGCCACCACGGCAGCCGUUGUGUCGGCGCAGCAGCCGUUCCUGAAAAGACUUUCAGAACACGUGGCACGCUCCGACAGUCCCAAGAAAGAGGCUUACAGGAAGAGAACGCCGCCGCGACGGAAAAGCAAAAGCCUGCCGUCGCACACGAGAGCCAGCUCCGAGGACAGAAGACCCACGACCAGUCGCCCCUGAACAAGCUAGUUUUUCUUUCACUGUAAGGCAUCAUGGUCCGAAACAGUUUCCUUUCCUGAGCAACUCUCAUAUAUUACAUGAUUAAAGUUAUGUUAUUAUAUCUCAUAUAUUCAGUACAAGUUGUUGACUCUGAUGUAUUAUUUAUUUGCCACUUUGGCUCAGACCGAUUUCACACACCUGUUUAUACUGCUCUGAAUGUGUCUUAUUUUGUAUUUGUUGGAUGAAUGUUAAAUGUAUUUUCCAUCGACAAGUCAUGGAUGUUUGCGACUCAGUAUGUUUCAAUUUUACCUGAAGUAAAACCUCAUCACACGAUGACGCACAAUAAAUUUGUCUGUUUGUAUUGAUGUUUUUGGGGUGGUGUUGGCCCGUUUUUACAAUAAGUGCGAACGGUUUGUUCAGCUGAACUACGCAUUCCUGCCACGUGAGGCAGCAAAGUAAAAAAAAAUCUUC
Molecule: messenger RNA, 1692 nt
Organism: Synchiropus splendidus (mandarinfish)
Lineage: Eukaryota; Metazoa; Chordata; Actinopteri; Syngnathiformes; Callionymidae
Gene: igf3
Product: insulin-like growth factor 3
Exons: 4
Coding region: 709-1242 (177 amino acids)
Cellular component (GO): extracellular region
Molecular function (GO): hormone activity
Source: RefSeq, a predicted model, not a curated record